This is a messenger RNA of Musa acuminata AAA Group (dessert banana), 6963 nucleotides long. RefSeq names its product two-component response regulator ORR6. Lineage: Eukaryota; Viridiplantae; Streptophyta; Magnoliopsida; Zingiberales; Musaceae. Gene Ontology annotation, biological process: phosphorelay signal transduction system; cytokinin-activated signaling pathway. The record is from RefSeq and is a predicted model, not a curated record. The coding region runs from base 6294 to 6704 and encodes 136 amino acids. The transcript has 8 exons.
UCCGUGGAAACGCCAUCGAUUCGUUUCCUCGCUCCGCGAGCUCGAACUCUUCCCUCUUCCCACCCGUCUCGCUUCGAUCCGACUCCAUGGCUGCCGCAAUUGCUACGGCGGACCCUCGGGGUCGGCAUUCCCCGGGCCGUCGAGUCGACGACAAGAACCUAGUGUUCGACCAGAUGGGGAUCCGCGACGAACUUCUUCGGGGCAUCUACGCCUUCGGGUUCGAGAAGCCAUCCGCGAUCCAGCAGCGGGCCGUGGUCCCCAUCAUCCAAGGCCGCGACGUCAUCGCCCAGGCACAGUCCGGUACCGGAAAGUCCUCGAUUAUCGCCCUCUACGUUUGCCAGAUAAUUGACACCACCUCCAGAGAGUAUGAUCGUUUCUCGCAUCGUUUUCAUAUCACAUAACGUUGAUUUCUUUUAGGUCGGUUUACAUGAUGGUGAUAUGAACGAUCUGUUUUGACUGUUUCGUUUGUUACUGGAGAGGAGUGUUGAUUGUGAUGAGUGUCGGAAACUCUAGCUAUUCGGAUGAACACAAAACAUACUAUACGAUAACUGAGACUAUAAUCAGAGUAUAAAUUGUGCGGAGUUCUACAAGUUAGAAUCCCUUUUGCCUCUUUUUUGCCCUUUAAUUCAAGUAGCAAUAAGCUAAAGGAUAUUUUCCAUCAGGGUGUAAUACAAAGAGGCUACCAAGUUUGGCAUCCUAUGCACUGGUUAAACAAUAAAGUGCCCGGAGUUAAAGAAAUCAAUUGUUGUUCUGAUUGAUUUUCAACCCAGAAGAAUGCAAUUUAAAUUUUUUAAGUUAAAGAUUCACCAAAAACGAUGUGGCUUAUAGGCAUUCAUUUCAUUUUUGAAGACAUAUCAGGUUAAAUUGGAAUAGGAGCAAGUAAGUUAAAGUUACCAAGAUUUUAAUGUUUGAUUCUGUCAAAUAUGAACCAAUAAGAUAUGCAUGCUUUAGGCUAGACAGUCCUAUCCUUUUAAGGAAAUUUUGUGAAUCCAAACACUUCUUGCUUAUUUUCUGUUGCUUUUGAACAUGGCUUGUUUUUUCCUUUUAUUUGUUGGGAUUUUUCAUUCUGUGACAAAUAAAAUGGACCCAAAACUUUUUAUAUCUUAACUAGCAUUGUCUCUUCAUCAUAUGGUUUGCUUGUUUGUCUUUGGAUGCGUGAGUCGGUUCUCUGUGAUGGUUAAAUCUGCUAAAACCUUCACGAUUUAUUCUUGUCCUUCCUAGUAACUAAAGACAAGUAAUUUUCACUGUUAAUUUUGGCUUAUCUCUUUUUUUUAAUCUUUUCGUUUGCUCCUUUCCUUAAUCUGAAACUCUUGUAGCCCCAGAGAGUUUUCCUGUAUGUUUUAGGAUUUAAAGUAAUUACCUCUUCAACGUUAAAAAAUGAUAACACUUAAACAUAUGCUAUAGUUUAUUUAAAUACCAAGUUUUUUCUAUCGUAUUCUAGUAUUUCAUUUGCUUCUCUGUUUGUUCAUCUGUACUCCGAGUGUCUUAAGUCUUACAAGAUCUUGGGUAUUCAUAAUUUACCUGUUUGUUACCUCCACCUUGUACACCUCAUGUUGGCUAGUGAAACAUUUCAUAUGAUAUGUGGACGUGGUGAAACCCAGCUUUCGAUUGUUUUUAACUAGUUAUUCUUAGAAGUACUCUUAACUUUUGUAUAGUGCAGGCACUUGUUCUCUCCCCCACGAGAGAGCUUGCUGCUCAGACUGAAAAAGUAAUACUUGCUGUGGGAUAUUGCAUAAAUGUGCAAGCACAUGCAUGUAUCAGUGAAAAGAGCAUAGGUGAGGAUAUUAGAAAACUAGAGCUUGGUGUUCAUGUGGUUUCAGGGACACCAGGUAGAUUCUGUGAUAUGAUCAAGGGCAGAGGAGCUUAUGCACAAAAGCCAUCAAACUUCUAGUCCUGGUGGGUUUAUGCAGAGAUAUACUGUUUUAGGCGAUGUUUUAAGAAACAUUAAGUUAAUUGGUGAUAUUGGCAAAGGAUGAAGAUCGAUGAAAUGCUGAGCAGAGGUUUUAAUGAUUAGAUAUAUGAAGUGUACAUAUACCUUCCUCCUGAACUUCAGGUAUGACCCAACACCGAAAGUUGUCUCACUCUUGCAGUAAUUUUGUUGGUUUUGUUUAGCUGUUUGCUGGUUGCGACCUAGGUGCAAGGCUAGGUCUAUAUGUUUGCUAUCUCUGAAGCACAGAAUAUAAUGUCUAGCACAUCAGGACAAAGGACAAGAAGUCGGGUGAUGCACGUUUGUAACUGUGAAUCUUUUUUAUUGUCCUUUCUUUUCCUCCAUCUAUUUUGUUGGAUGUCCUUAGCUUCCUGUUGAUGUGAAAUACACUUAGUUCCUACAUGGACUAAGUUGCACGAACUGAAAAUCACCAUUUAAGAUUUCAUAAGUUUAUUUUCUUCCACUUCUUUCCAUUUCCUACCCUUUCUGAGUUAUGUUUGCUUUCACCCAUUAUGUAAGGUGGCAAUUUUUUCGUCCCUCCUGUUUCGACGAUUUUGAUACAUUACCAACAACUUCGCAGUUGAUGCUGAGAGGCCAAUUCUCAUAGCUCUCUUCAAUGUGAUAAGCCUAUUAUUCAAGUCUUGCACAAGACUGAUGUAUUAGACAUUUAUACUUCUUGACAUCUCAGAGAUACAUGUUCAUUAUCUAUCCUGAAGUUUGUAAAAUUAACGUUUAUUUUCUCAUUUCCAUGUAUGCUUAAUCACUUAAACAGUUAAAUCUAGAAUUUUUGAACAAAUUAGUCGACAUCAAGUAGAUGAAUGAUUGAAUUUCUUUUCAAAUUAAUUUGUCUUUGUUUUUGCAUUUUAGAUAGGAAAAAAAUAUUUUUAUUUGUGAACAACUAGGUAUCGUUUCUAUUGAAGAUAAUAUGAGAGAAAAUCAUUUAAGAUUAUAUAAGCAUAUCCUUAGGAGACUUCCAAAUGCGAUAGCCAGAAAAUGUGAAAUGAUUUAUGUUAGUAGUAUGAAGAGAAGUAGAGGAAGACUUAAAAAGACCUUACUAGAAACUAUAAAUAAAAAUUGAAGUACUCUAAACUUAAAUAAGCAUAUGACUUUUUACUUAUCUCAAAGGCGGCAAAGGAUCCAUGUAGCUGGCCUCAAAUAGUUGAGACCUAUGAUUUUAUUGUUGUUGUUAUGCUUUAUUUUUGCCUGGAUUUUUUUGGUCAAUCAAAUAGUGUUUGUUCAUGAUUUUACCCAUGUCAGUUUUUUCUGAUACCUUGUUCUUUGGUAUAGAGUAUUGUGUCUACUACCCAUUUUUGUUCUCUUUAUCUCUCUUAUUAUUCUGUUCUCUAUAUUUGACCUUUUUUAACGUGUCUGCAUUUUGUUGCUUGUUGCACUCAUGUGCUGUAUCUUCUUUUCAAGGUUGUCGUGUCUGUCAUUUAGGCACUUGAUUUACCCCCUCCUUCCCUUUCCUCAAUCUCUUCUUCCAGUAUCUUAUUUGCUUCAGUUACCAUGUAAGUAGAAUUUUCCAGUUUGUUUGUCUCCUUUUUUUGUCAUUUCUCUUAUGAAACUAGAGCCUAUUUGUCACUUUCCUAAGCUGCUGCAUGUUAGUAAUUGGAUCAUUGUCAUCGUUUGCCAACUAGAACACUUGUCAUUUAAUGAAAUAUUUUGAUUUCUUCUCCAACACUAUUGCACAGCAAUUCUUCUAUAUAAUUCCUUAGCUCUAGCUUUGUUUCUCCCUCCCUUCUGUUUUUGCUGCAUAUGUAGUUGUACUUUACUGUAUACAUUACCUAUUCAGAUGAGCUACCAACCUAAUUUACUGCAGGAUCUCCAGAAGGAGCAAGGAUCAUUUAGGAAUUUGGGUUGCGAUCUCCAUAGUCCAUUCAUCUAACAACUCCACUGCCUUGCUUUCCCCUCUUCAGUCCUACAGUUAUAGUCCUAUAUAAUAUUUGGACUCGGUUGUAUCUGGUUCCAAAGAAGCCCUUAGGUUCUGCACUGAUUAUGUUGAUAAAUAAAUGUUGUUUUGGUAUCUGCAACUUUUCCCAAAGAAAUUCUGGAGUUGACCAACAGGUUCAUGGCCGACCCCAUAAGAGUCCUUGUAAAGCGUGAUGAACUGAUGUUGGAGGGCAUCAAUCAAUUCUUUGUUGCUGUUGAGCACGACAAAUGGAAAUUUGGCACGUUAUGUGACCUGCAUGACAAUCUUACCAUUACCCAAGCCGUUAUAUUUUGCAGCAAGAAAAGAAAGCUUGUGGCUAUAAACUUUGCACCAAAAUGAUGACCUCAGGAUACUAAGAGAAAUCAAACAAUAUUACAGUGUGCAGAUUGAUGAAAUGCCAAUGAAUAUAGCUGACCUUAUUUGAAACUAAUAUGACGAGGAUUGGUAGUUUAUCUCACAGAUAUGAAGGUACGUCCAGGUAACUAUCGUGAUUAUCGAUAUAACAUCAUUAAUCUUGUCAAUUAUUUGUGCUCGGAAGACCGGCAUGUUUGAAUAGAAGAAAAUUAUCGUCUCUGCUGACUCGAAAUAAGAAAAUUAGAAGACCAGCAUGUUUGAAUAGACUUUGCCUAUAUUAUUAUCUGACUGUUAGCAUAUAUUUCAUGGUGGAUCACAUAGAUGUCAACCCAAUGCUUGCGGUAUGCAUGACAUAAAUCCUUAACUGCAGUAGCAAUCAUCAUUUACUAGAAUGCAACAAGUAUACAAUAUUAUGUAUCUGACAGCAGUCUAAUAAUGUAGGACUCAUUUCAUCCAUAUCUGCUGCACAAUGUCUUCUUCUAUAUAUCUGUGCCGGGUGCUUAAAACUAUUAUUGAUGGGUGAAUCCAUCAGUAUUAUUGCAACCACGUAGUGUCUUCCAAGUUGACCCAUCUAAAUGCUUUAUCUGUACGUAGCAGAUAGGAAAUAGGUUGACGUAUUUUAUACAUCAGUAGCUUGGCAUCUUUGUUUCUUGUGUCUUCUCUUCGCUGGCAUUUGGACUUUGGAAUCACAAAAUCUUGCUGCACGUCGAGGUCGAGGUUGACCCCAGUAAACGAAAACAAACAAAACAAAGGCGUCUUCCUGCUUGUGAAUGUCAACUCCCACCCUCAUAUCAUCGAAUUUGUCAACGAAUUCUUAGCUGUCUGUCUGUCUCUUGCCAUGCUGUGUGAUGGUGUCUAAGUAAUUCGGAUGACAUUGCAUUUGAUUUGCAAGUCGACUGCCCUCAGCUAUCCUCCUCCACAUGCAAUGGUGGAGUGUGAGUCGGUGUUUCCACUUGACAUUAGUGAAUUCUUUUAGUAGGAUUUGGCAUUAUAAAGUGGUUGACCUGCGGUGAUUUAAUAGAAUUUUUACUAUUAAAUGGGGGUCAACAUAGUUCAGUAAUCCAAUAACACAUCACAAAUAAUUUUGAUGUGAAUAUAAGUACUAAGGUUAGCAUUAAAAAAAAAGUCAAAAGGGUCACCAAAUCUAUCUGUGACACAGUAAAGUCUAACCAAAUAAUUAACUAAAGCACAUGAAGUAAUAUAACCAAACUAUUCGAAAAAGAACAGUAACCCACCUCAGCUCGAUGCCAAUUGAUGGUGACAUUUUGGUCAAACUUGUAGAUAUGUACUUGCCGACCUAAGACGAUCAAACACCCGACGGUAUAAUUUUGGACCUCCUCCCCACCGGUUCAAUUACACCGGUUCAACCAACCCAUGAUUCGAGUCGAAGAAAUUAAAGACAUACCCAAACUUCACUCGGCUAAAACCCCGACGAACCGAACCGAGCCGAACCGAAGCCGGUUCAGUUAGUGGGGCUGGCGAAGGGGAAGUACAUGAUGAGAUCUGCUGGCCUCAGACGAAUCUUUCCCCGUUUGCUCACUGUCCGAUCUCCUGAUGGGGCAAAAGAUCUCGCUGUCGCUGCGCUUCGAUACGCUUCCCGCAGACCAAUAUCUCCUCCCCCCAAUCCCGAUCCUUCCACAACCAUCAUCACCGAGGUUGGAUUCAGCAUCGGCAUGAUGAGCUCCUCCGACUCCAGCGAGAUCUCCCUCGGUACUGAUCCAAAGAUCUCGUCCCCCUCCCUCCCUCCCUCCCGUCGACGUGCAUGAUAUGGUAUCCAAGUAGAUAUCCCUGCCAAUCCUUUUCCUCUGGUUAGAUGAUGCCAGCGAGGGAUGAGUCAGUGGGUCAAUGCGUGGACUUCUUCUUCCACCCAUCGCAACCCCAACCCCUGUUCCGAAUCCGUAAAGAUUGUCUCUUUCGAUCGGGUACAGCGCUCCUUGGGAUUCUUAUAACGGGGAUUUGGUUGGGAUUUCCUGCUCUUUAUUCUCUGUCUUCGCUGCUGCUGCUGCUGCCUCUCCUCCGUAUAUAAGGCGGUUUGAGGAAGAGGGAGUCGCCUGCGGGUGGUUAGACUCCUCUGCGUCUGUAAUGUCGUCGUCGAGAGGAGGGAAUGGUUGCGGCGGAGAAGGAGAGCGCCAAAUCCAUGUCUUGGCCGUGGACGACAGCUCCGUCGACCGGGCGAUGAUCGCCAGGAUCCUCCGCAGCUCCAAGUACAGAGUGACGACGGUGGACAGCGGGAAGAAGGCACUGGAGCUGCUGGGACUGGAACCGGACGUGAACAUGAUCAUCACGGAUUACUGGAUGCCGGAGAUGACAGGGUACGAGCUUCUCAAAAGAGUAAAGGAAUCCUCGGAGCUGAGGGAGAUCCCUGUGGUGAUCAUGUCGUCCGAGAACGUCCCCAACAGGAUCAACAGGUGUUUGGCGGAAGGAGCUGAGGAUUUCCUGCUGAAGCCCGUUCGACCAUCCGAUGUGUCUCGGUUGUGCAGUCGAAUCCGAUAGCAUGCUAACGAUGGUCGUCGUCGCAGGAAGAAAGGAGUCUUUGAAGCUCUUAAUUGGCUCGAUUAUUUUUUGUUCGAUGGAGAAUACAUAUACCUGUUUUGGAAUUCUUUUCUCUGGUAACAUGUUCUUAGAGAGCAUAAUAUGAGAACAGAAAUGUAGAGAGAGAGAGAGAGAGAGAGAUGCCGAUCUUGUCCUCACAUUUUGGCUGUGGCUUUCAGAAUGGUUGUGGUGGAAAUAGAAACUAGCAGCAUUUUCCACA